ACCUUGUUCAUCUUGGUCAAAGAAUACAGCAGAUUUAAACAGAUACUCGUUAAAAUAGUGUACACUUUUCAAUGACGAUGCCAAAAUCAUUUUUGGUGCGAAAUUCAAUUCGUCCUCUUGAAGAACAGAUACAGGGAAUGGACGCUAUGUCUAGUGCGUUUCAGCUGGUGAUGCCAAAAAACGGAUUUUCUGAAUCGGAUAUUCAGCACACUCCUUUUGCCGCGUCCCUCCUUCAUCUCCGAGACCGCGCAUGGCCGGCACGUGCCGCACUUGACGCCGAGAAAAUCAGUACGAUUGGAGGAAAUUUUACAGCAUUCAGACCGUGGCAGGAAAGGAAGGACGACGGCAGUGAUGCUGAAUCAGCUUAUGCUUUCCCGUUGAGCCUGAUACCUUUUAUGCAUAACGGUUGGACAGGAGGUCUUGGAAUGGACGCUAGGUACCUCCUGCAAAACGUCCUGCUGUCCUACAAUUACUUUGGCGGCUACCCGUUCCGUCAGCCAUUCCUUCCUAGUGUCACUAACAACAAGGAUACGUGCACCGAAGACCAAGACAGUCUCCAGGGAAAGAUAUCGCCAGGAGAGUGCGCAAGCACAUACGAAUGUGCCAAGUGCAACAAACUUUUCAGUACGCCUCAUGGACUGGAGGUGCACGUGCGGCGAUCUCACAGCGGCACGAGACCCUACGCUUGUGACGUAUGCAACAAAACGUUCGGUCAUUCGGUCAGUCUUGACCAACACAAGUUCGUUCACACCCAAGAGAGAACAUUUGAGUGUAAACAGUGUGGGAAGGGUUUCAAACGUUCGUCCACUUUGUCUACUCACCUCCUUAUCCACAGUGACACCCGACCCUACCCAUGCCCGUACUGCGGCAAGCGGUUCCAUCAAAAGUCCGACAUGAAAAAGCAUACCUAUAUCCACACAGGUGAGAAGCCUCACAAAUGUCUGCAGUGCGGUAAAGCCUUCAGCCAGUCGUCCAACCUCAUCACACACAGUCGGAAACACACAGGGUUCAAGCCGUUCGCAUGCGACAAGUGCGGACGUGCAUUCCAGAGGAAAGUCGACCUUCGACGCCAUGUUGAAACUCAGCACAUGAGCUUGGACCGAAGUUUAGGACAAUCUCUGAUGUUGCCAUUCCACAUUCAAGGACGACAGUAGAAUGACAAUAGAUAUGUUGUGUCGUAUAAUUAUCUCAUCACUUGGACACGACAGUAGGACGGGUCAUCUUUCGUUGUGGCACGGUUCCAUACUGAUACAAGAUAGCACAGGAGAGCAAGACCUUCGUCGGGACAAAGUUGCAAAGACGCUUGAGUGAUCAGCGGAGUGUUUUAGCAAAGCAUGUCCUACUGUCUAGUGACAUUGUCUGUGAUGUUGUGUUAUAGUGACUCGGCUAACCUGAAUAAUUGUGAUAUUGGUCUUGAUUUUUUCCUUUAUGUAAUGUCAAGAUGAGCACUUUAAAAAUGAUAUAAUCCGUGAUACAACGUAUAAAGUUUCAUGUAAAUUUGUACGAUAGGCAGGAAAAAAGUCUUGGUGAAUAGACCGGUAGCGUAUUAUCAUAUUUAUUGAAUCUAGUCAGAGUGUGUUGUGGUGUUACAUUGUUAAAGUGAAUUUUUGCGGUCUAGAAAAUUUCGCUCAUUCAGCGUUGGUUAAAACAGCGCGAAAGUGUCUAUACCCAAAUGUAUUGACAUGUUAUGGUGUAUAAUAUACAUUGUAGAAGCAUUGCCCACGCGAAAAUUACACACUUUAAAAUGCCUUAUGAAUCAAAGCGUGAUGACACAUGUACAAGAGAAUAUUAUUAAAUUAAUUAUUCUUAUUUCUCUUUUCGCUUUCACAUUUGACAUAUCCUCUGGUCAAAAGCCGUGUUACAGUACAUAUAUUUACAUAUCUCCAACAGCUAAUAAUAGAAUCAGUUGUUUCCUCUUUGUUGAUCGUUUCCCUUUGAUUCUGCUAUUCUUCGCCAUUCAUCUGAAUGCUCAUUCUCCUGUCUAUAGAUAUGUCUGUAGAAUAUGUUUAAGUGGAAAGGGCAGGAAUAAGUUUUAAAAACGUGUGUCCUUUCCUAUUGUUAUUUAUGGUAAUUAAAUGUUUGAAUUAAGUUAAGACGCUUGAACUAGCGGAGCUAUCAACCUUUGAAGUGUGGUAUAAAUAGCUAGUGUCUUAUCGUUACCAUUGUUUUGAACAUGCACUGUAAGACAUUGUUGUUCGCUAACAACUUAUGAUAUAUGUGUGCAGUGUAUAUGGACAUUAAUUAAUAUGUCUUUGUCACUAUUACUUGUAGUUUUCUGUAAGUAAACA
Molecule: messenger RNA, 2288 nt
Organism: Mizuhopecten yessoensis (Yesso scallop)
Lineage: Eukaryota; Metazoa; Mollusca; Bivalvia; Pectinida; Pectinidae
Product: zinc finger protein Gfi-1b-like
Exons: 4
Coding region: 72-1154 (360 amino acids)
Cellular component (GO): nucleus
Source: RefSeq, a predicted model, not a curated record